Messenger RNA from Mytilus trossulus (common blue mussel), 1959 nucleotides. RefSeq lists its product as uncharacterized. Lineage: Eukaryota; Metazoa; Mollusca; Bivalvia; Mytilida; Mytilidae. The transcript has a single exon. The record is from RefSeq and is a predicted model, not a curated record. Bases 1 to 1959 code for a protein of 652 amino acids.
AUGCAGUUACAGCAGAUAUUGAAAAAAGCAUUUUUGCAUAUUGAAUUAGAUGUUGAUGACAGAGAUGUCACAAGAUUUUAUUGGUUAGAAAAUCCCAUGGACACAGAAAGCCGUUUGAUUACUUACCGGUUUAAAGUUGUACUUUUCGGCGCCACCUGUUCGCCAUUCAUGUUAAGCGCCACGCUAAUGAAACAUUUUAGAGACAAUCCGUCAACUACAUCAACUGAAUUACAGAGAAACUUAUACGUGGAUAAUGUUCUGACCAGUUUUACCGAUAAACAAUCACUUUUGAAAUUCUACACGGAGUCAAGAAAAUUAUUGUCAGAAGCAGGAUUCAACUUACGGUCUUGGAAUUCUAAUAGUACGGAAGUACAGAACAUCGCAGGACAAGACAAGAUUGGCGACAAUGACGACAUAGUCAAAAUUUUAGGCAUGAGAUGGGAUAGGGAAUCCGACGAUUUGAAAUUUCAACAGAUUGAAUUUAUGGAAAAGGACAAAAUGAUAACAAAACGUGAGGUUUUGCGCACAUCGUCUAGAAUUUUCGACCCCCUUGGAUUAAUCACGCCAAUUACGGUGAAAGCUAUGCUGUUUAUGCAGACUUUAUGGAAAGCAAAGUUAAAUUGGGAUGAAUGUUUGUCCGACGAACUGAGAAGUAAAUGGCAGGUAAUAGCUUUAGAUAUCGAGGAGGCUACCAAAAUAGUAUUUCCACGAAUGUUAACGCAAGGAGUUAUACACAAGAAAACGUCACUACAUAUUUUCACAGACGCCAGUCAGUUAGCAUACGUAGCUUGUGCUUACUUAGUUACAGCAAAUUCAUCGAUCCUCGUCAUGGCUAAAAACAGAGUAGUACCCGUUAAACCGAUUUCAUUACCACGUUUAGAACUUAUGGGCGCGCUUAUCGGCGCCAGAUUAGCAACGCAUCUUCUUAAAGUCAUACCAACAGAACAUGUGUAUAUGUGGAGCGAUAGCCAAAUUGUUUUGAGUUGGAUUAAAUCGUCAAAAAUCUUAAAACCGUUCGUAGAAAAUCGACUUAAAGAAAUACGAAAAUUAACAGAGAAUGCUGAAUGGAAUUAUUGUCCAACAGAUGACAAUCCAGCUGAUUACUUAACUCGCGGAAUUUACGCUAAACAACUUUAUAACAACAGCUUAUGGAUGAACGGUCCACAAUGGAUUUUAAAUCGUGAAAAUUGGCCGACAUGGACGAGGAAAAUUGAAGAUUGCAGCACGAUGGUAACUGUUAGUGAUGAAAAUACAAACGAUGAAAGUACAAAUGCUUCAACACAGACAAUUUCAUGUAUAGAUAUACAACGAUACAGAUCUUUAGAAAAGGCAAUUAGAGUAAUAGCAUACGUCUUGCGCUUUAUACAGAAUUUACGAAACUCAAGAGAUAAACGGACAAUCGGAUUUAUCAGUGUUGAGGAGCAAUGUAAAGCAUUAGAAGUUCUAAUAGUAACAGCACAACAGCAAACAUUUAAAUCAUCUUCACAGAAAAAAGUGCAACUUGUUCGACAACUUAAACUGUAUACAGACAUGACAGACAAAAGCGGAUUACUACGUUGUACCGGGAGAAUACAAAACGCACCUGUUAAGGAGAGUACUAAAUAUCCGUUGUUAUUGCCAACACACCACAGUCUUACGUCCUUUAUUGUAAUGGAUGCACAUACAAAGACUUUACAUGCCGGACUUAACAGUACAAUCGCAUAUAUUCAACAGAAUUACUGGAUACCGAGAAUAAGGCAGUGCGUAAAAUCACAAAUUCGUAAAUGCGUUCAAUGCAUUAAAAUAUCAGGAAUGCCUUACAGCGCACCCGAUCCGCCACCGCUUCCUAAAGAUCGAGUCAACUACGAUUAUCCUUUUUCAGUAACCGGCGUUGAUUUCACAGGAGCUUUGUAUACAAAAGGAAAACACAACGAAUUAAGCAAAACAUAUAUUUGUUUAUUCACUUGCGCCGCUACAUGA